Molecule: messenger RNA, 504 nt
Organism: Eruca vesicaria subsp. sativa (arugula)
Lineage: Eukaryota; Viridiplantae; Streptophyta; Magnoliopsida; Brassicales; Brassicaceae
Source: the annotation of a GenBank genome assembly
AUGUUCUCUUUUCUCAGCACAUUCUUGGAUGUUAUUAAGGUUGUUGUUGCUUCCGUGACUUCCGUAAUCUUAUUUGCCUUUGCGGGUCUAACACUCGCCGGUUCAGCCGUGGCAGUAGUUGUAUCCACACCGCUUUUCCUCAUAUUCAGUCCAAUUCUUGUUCCCGCCACUAUAGCCACUACUCUCCUAGCCUCUGGGCUCACGGCCGGUGCUACCCUCGGAAUCACCGCCAUUAGUCUCAUCAUCGGGCUCAUCAAGACAGCGGAAGGAACUUCGUUGGCACGGUUAGCCCAAACACCAUUGAAAAUGUUAAAGAUUUCGGGUGGAUUUGGAGGAUCAUGGGGAGGAAAAUCAAUUUCUGGAACAUUUGGAAAUAAUAAAGGUGGUGGAUCUCAAGGGUCCGGAAAGAUGCCAGGAUGGUUAAAAGACCUACUCAAAGGUAUGUCAGCGGGUGGAGUGGCACCUGCGCCACCCGCAGCAGGAGGAGCUACACCACCAGGAUAA